CAGCCCGCAAAGUCGUGCCAAAUUUUCAAUCAUAAACUCGUGUUCACGUUUUAGUACUAAUUAUGACAUAAACGAUUAACAAUUUAACAUAAGACAAACCUCAUUUCUUCAUCAACUCCUAAAAGGUGCAAUAAAUAUCUCCAAUGAAGCGCACUAAAUCUUCGAAUUGGCAAAAGCUAAAAGCUCCACUCUCCUAAUUAACUUCAUUUUAUUCCAUGCUUCCAUCACAGAACCUUGGCAUCUCCAUAUAGAACUUCAAGGAAUAUGUUCAUUAUUAUUAAGGUUAACUAGCUAAGUACACGGUAGCAUAUCUUUGGGUUGUUGUAUUCAUUUAAAGAUAGAUAUCAAUAAUGGUAGAAGCUCAAAUUAGCAACACCUUGAGAAUAGCCCUCCUCCUAGUUAGCAGUUUAGUUUUAGCCAUUGGAACAUGCGGAAACCCUAUGGUUGUCCGGCUUUAUUUUGUCAAAGGAGGCAAAAGAAUCUGGUUUUCAAGCUUCCUACAAUCCGCCGGAUUCCCUCUUCUUCUCAUCCCACUAUGUAUCUCCUACUUCAACCGCCGACGCCGCCGCGGCACCACCGCCAACACAAAGCUCUUCCUCAUGACUUCCCGACUCUUCUUGCCAUCCAUUUUUAUCGGCUUACUCAUCGCCUUAGACAAUUAUUUCUACGCAUACGGCGUCGCAAGGCUGCCGGUUUCCACGGCCGCGAUUGUGGUGGCGUCCCAGCUGGGAUUCACCGCCAUGUUUGCUUUCCUCAUAGUGAAGCAAAAGUUCAGUGCCUAUUCGGUCAACGCUAUCGUUUUGUUGACUUUGGGUUCCGGAGUUUUGGCGUUACAUACGAGUAGUGACCGGCCAGAAGGCGAGACGACGAAAUUGUACGUUCUGGGAUUUAUCAUGACGCUGGCGGCUGCGGCUUUGUAUGGAUUGGUUAUGCCGCUGACAGAGUUGAUGUUAAUGAAAGGAAAGGCAGUUGUUACUUUGACAUUGGUCUUGGAAAUUCAGCUGGUUAUGUCCAUAUCUGCUACUAUUCUUUGUACGGUUGGGAUGCUCAUAAAUCAUGAUUUCCAGGCAAUUCCGCGAGAAGCAAGAGCAUAUGAAAUAGGAGAAGCAAAUUACUACCAAGUAGCAGUGUGGAACAGCAUAACUGGCCAAAUGUUUUUCUUGGGAGUCAUCGGAGUAAUCUCCUGUUCUUCAUCGUUGUUGUCCGGAAUCAUUAUCUCGGUUUUGCUUCCGGUAACUGAAGUUUUGGCAGUUAUUUUCUUCAACGAGAAGUUCCAAGCAGAAAAGGGCGUUGCACUUGUCUUGUCCCUUUGGGGUUUUGUUUCAUACUUUUAUGGCGAAAUCAAACAUAACAAGAAGAAGAGUAAGGAGGAACUGCCAGUGGAUGACCAGAAGAACUCUUCUCAAUCAACUGAGAUUUUGAUGGUGACUCCCAUUGUUGACCAAUAGAUUAAUCCAGAGUUGAUUAUAAAAAUCACAUGCCAAAGACUUUUACUCCCGAGUUGUACCAAACUACGAUCUAAUAAUUGUUGAAAAAGAAGUUUAUACGUUGUAAGUUUUAUUUAACUUACUCGCGAAAUGAUGAGGCAGCGCAACAUCUAGUUUUGAAUGUUGGAAUUUUCCAUCUUUUUAUUUAAAUACAUACUCUGUCACAAACAUUUUCAAAUAUUUUUUCUAAUUGAAAAAGACGAAUACAUUGG
Messenger RNA from Oldenlandia corymbosa var. corymbosa, 1699 nucleotides. The record is from the annotation of a GenBank genome assembly. NCBI's taxonomy places the organism in Eukaryota, Viridiplantae, Streptophyta, Magnoliopsida, Gentianales, Rubiaceae.